AUGGUGGAUUUCUGGUGGGAUAGAUGGUUAUUUGACGAACCGUUGGCUAUGUACUUGGGAAUGGAACAGCUGACACAUUUUUUGGUAGCUGAAUUUUAUGAAGGGGAUGCUUGGAAUGAGGAUAAACUGUUGCGAUGGGUGCCAAAUCAUGUGGUUCGAGCAAUUGAGGAAGUAUACUUCCAUAGUUCGGUAAAAGAUGAGUUCGUAUGGCUUUCUUCUAAUUCGGGUUCUUUCACUAUUACAUCUAUAUGGGAGUGCAUACGACACCGGAGGAAUGUUUCAGUGGUCGACUCAUUAUUAUGGUCUUCUACUUUACCGUUGAAACUAUCAUUUCUUGCUUGGAGAGCAAUUCGAAAUUAUCUUCUAGUUGAUGCUAAUCUUCAGAGACGUGGAGUUUGUCUUCCAUCAAAAUGCUAUUGUUGUUGCAAUGCAGAAGAGACGGUGCUACAUCUUUUUUUGUCUGGGCCGGUAAUAGUGGAGGUUUGGUCUCAUUUUGCUAAUAAAUUUGGGGUGAGCAUGGAUGGCUGUGGGAGUUUGUCCUCAGUCUUCUUAACAUGGCUACACUCAACUCCUUUGGCCUCUAAAAAUCAUAUAAGAGUAUUUUUUCCAAUAGUUAUUUGCUGGUGUCUAUGGUUAGAAAGGAAUGAUACUCAGUUUAGGGGUGUUCCUUGUGAGUCAGGGAGGGUUAUCCGUCAGGUGGACCAGUUUAUGGAGCUAUUGGGCACUUUGAGGAUGUUGAAAGCACAACAUUUUAAAGGGGAUAGGGACUAUGUGUUAUUUCAGUUUGCUACUAUGUUAGCCAAGAAGGUUCAACAUGUUGCGAUCGCUUGGGGGAAGCCUCCAUUGGGACACGUCAAACUUAACUCGGAUGCGAGUGUUUGUCAGGAACGUGCCUCUGGGGGAAGUUUGGAGAGAGGGGUUCAACCUUCGCAGGUUGAGGUGGAUUCUCGGGUGCUCGUUAGUCUGCUCUUGUCAAGAGAAGUAGCUAAAUGGCCUUUAUGUACGGUGUUAAAGAAGAUACGGAGGUUAUUAAUGUAUUUCUCAACAUCAGUGGUGCAUAUCUUUCGCGAGGCUAAUUCAGUUGCGGAUAGAUUAGCUGUGCUUUAUUUGCGAUCAGAUAGGAUCUUUGAGACUAUAUUAGAUCUUCCGCCAGCUGUUACAGGUGCUAUGGUAUUGGAUGCUCGAAGUGUUCCAUUUGUAAGGACUAUAGUUGACAACAUUUAG
Molecule: messenger RNA, 1224 nt
Organism: Coffea eugenioides
Lineage: Eukaryota; Viridiplantae; Streptophyta; Magnoliopsida; Gentianales; Rubiaceae
Exons: 2
Coding region: 1-1224 (407 amino acids)
Molecular function (GO): nucleic acid binding; RNA-DNA hybrid ribonuclease activity
Source: RefSeq, a predicted model, not a curated record